Paraphaeosphaeria sporulosa is the source of this 1497-nucleotide messenger RNA. RefSeq lists its product as uncharacterized. The transcript has 2 exons. Lineage: Eukaryota; Fungi; Ascomycota; Dothideomycetes; Pleosporales; Didymosphaeriaceae. The record is from RefSeq and is a predicted model, not a curated record. Gene Ontology annotation, biological process: mRNA processing. The coding region runs from base 153 to 1217 and encodes 354 amino acids. Gene Ontology annotation, cellular component: THO complex part of transcription export complex.
CUUGACGAUGAAGGCAGGCGCAAUUGCAAGGGUCCGCUCGUAGCGGCGACCCAACGCGCGCCAACACGAUCGAAAGAUCUCUGGUCAACCCCAACCACUGCAGACCUUACGUUCGCCUGCGCCCGUUAAGCGCAAUUCCACCAAAUUAAAACAUGGCACCCAAAUUAUGGCCUUUGCUGCCUCAAUCAGAAGAAGACGCUCUCCACAACGUCUCGCGUCUCUUCAAUGUCGAAUCACGGCCCUAUGCCCGCGUCGCCCAUCGUAUAAUCACCUCUAGGGAGCAGGGCAAGCCCACCGACUUCAUCCUCUCCGAUGCGCGACCUAGACAGCUGCCCACCCCGCCUCCUGACGCCUCGGCCGCAGAUGAGGAAGCUGCAGGGCGCGAUGCCCUUCGAAAGGAAGAAUCGGACAAGAUUGAAGCUUGGAGAAAGGAGCUCAUCAACGAGUUGGAACUCCUCGACUUUGCAACGCUGCGCUUCGAGCUCACUACCGGCAUCAACAACGAAGAACGGGAGCGGUACGCAAAGGAGAAGUUGGCCAUUACAGACAAACAGGACCACGUUCGAAAAAACAUCGAGAAGCUGCGCGUCGACUUGGAGCAGGCGAAGGAGACGUUGGCUGUCCGCAAGACUUACGACGAGCUGACCAAGAAAAUCACCGACAACAAGAUGCUGAAGCCGCGAGAUGAGCAAGCGAUUGCACAUGAAAAGCUAGAUCAGGAAAUCGCCGAGUUGGAACAGGAGGUGCAAAAUGCAAAGGCCACCUGGGGCGAACGCCGUACACAGUUCAACCGCAUCGAAACCGAGGCCAUGAACCUGAUGCAGAUGAUCAAGGAUGAAAAGGAGGAAGCAGAGCGCAAGGAAGGCAUGCGUGACGACGAGGGCGACGACAAAGACGCCAGCACAAGGGCCGAUGUGAGCCAUGCGGGGACGCCCAGACCUGACGGCGGUCUCACGCCGGUACACCCCAGCCAGACUGCAGAGUCUUCCAACACGCUCAAAGUUCCGCCUCAAGAUCGCCUCUCAGCUCUGUCCGUUGCUGCGUCACCUGCGCCCUCCGGUGCCGGAGAGGAUACCGAGAUGGGCGAGUCCGGCGACAAUGCAGGGCGCAACCCGGCCGAUGAUUCCGAGAUUGAAGAGGGGGAGGAUGUCGAAGAAGGCGAACAUGAAGGAUCUGAGCGCGGAGAAGCCUCAGGGCGUGAAAUGGAUGAAUCAUGAAAGGUGGAGCAGUGCCAGUGACAUCAGCUCUCGAUUCUGUAUGAUACCCUACUUGUUUGCAUAGCGCGGUGUCCAGGAUGGUCUUCAAUUUGCAGGUGGUUCGUAUGUACUAUAUUGAAAUGGGUAUAACAUCUACAAACACCACCACGCCACGUGCAAUUUCAUCAUGCAGACUCGGCAAGAGUCGCCUUUGCCUCCUCAAUCGCAUCAUUCGCCUUGGUGACCUCUCCAGCUGGUGCAUCGCCUCCAGCCUCCUUCUGAAUUUGGUCAAUACCUGCAC